Musa acuminata AAA Group (dessert banana) is the source of this 1422-nucleotide messenger RNA. RefSeq names its product alkaline ceramidase. The record is from RefSeq and is a predicted model, not a curated record. Lineage: Eukaryota; Viridiplantae; Streptophyta; Magnoliopsida; Zingiberales; Musaceae. Gene Ontology annotation, biological process: autophagy; defense response to other organism; response to salt stress. Gene Ontology annotation, cellular component: membrane. Gene Ontology annotation, molecular function: hydrolase activity, acting on carbon-nitrogen (but not peptide) bonds, in linear amides. Bases 234 to 1007 code for a protein of 257 amino acids. The transcript is spliced from 3 exons.
AAAAGAAGAAAGAAUAAAGCAGAGGAAAAGGCUUUAAAUAAAUAAAUCAAACAUGGAUGCGAACGCACCCAGCCCUAAUCGCAUCGUCACUCGUCGGUCGGCGCUCUGCUUCCUCGGCGACUCCUCCAGGUCAUUUUCGUGCUAAAUAUAUGCUUAUAGCAGCAGUUUCUUCCUUGCAAGGUUUAUUCAUUAUGUAAAUCUCAAAUCCAGAUUUAGUCAAGUGAUAUAAAGAAAUGGAAGACUCGGGGAUCUCAAGCUUUUGGGGACCUGUUACAUCCACUACAGAAUUGUGCGAGGAAAACUAUGCCCAUUCUUCAUAUAUUGCAGAAUUUUACAACACCAUAUCAAACAUUCCUUGCAUUCUUUUGGCACUUAUUGGCCUUACAAAUGCCCUAAGGCAAAGGUUUGAGAAAAGAUUCAGUGUUCUUCACAUUUCCAAUAUGAUACUUGCAAUCGGCAGCAUGAUAUUUCAUGCCACAUUGCAAAAUGUACUACAGCAGAGUGAUGAAACACCAAUGGUAUGGGAGAUGCUGCUUUAUCUUUAUGUUCUCUACUCACCGGACUGGCAUUAUAGGAGCACUAUGCCGACUUUUCUUUUCCUCUAUGGUGCUGCUUUUGCUGGUGUUCAUUCAUUGGUGCGUUUUGGAAUAGGAUUCAAGAUACACUAUGUUGGCCUUUGCCUUCUUUGUAUUCCUCGGAUGUACAAGUAUUACAUACAAACAAAAGAUGUUGCAGCUAAACGGCUAGCCAAGUUCUAUGUUGCGACAAUUUUUCUUGGGACCAUGUGCUGGUUGUUUGACCGGAUAUUCUGCAAGAAAUUAUCACAUUGGUAUAUCAACCCUCAGGGUCAUGCAUGGUGGCAUGUGCUUAUGGGAUUUAAUUCAUACUUCGCAAACACAUUUUUGAUGUUCUGUCGUGCCCAGCAGCUGGGUUGGGAACCACAAGUCGUUCACCUUUUUGGCUUAUUCCCUUAUGUGAAGAUUCAAAAACCCAAAAAGCAGGAGUGAGAGGAAAGCAUUUUGAGAAGUGUGGAAUGCUGGUUUUCUUUUGGAUUCUGGGAACAGAUGUUUGUCUUAGCGUGCAAGCAAGCGAUAACAUUCUGUAAAUGCACGUUUGUGACUUGGAGUUUGAUGUUUGACAUAUUUUGUUAGUCUUGGAGAUUCAUGAACUGGCGCUUGCUAUGUACCGUUCCUAAAUUUGUAAUCCAUGCUGAUAGGUUGGAUCAGGAGCGAAGUUUCUUUUUUUCUUGCAUGAUAUGUUACUAGGGUUGUAGAUUCAGAAUUGGAUUCAAUUUUUCACUUAAUCAUGUAACAGUUGUUCUUUGUGUCAUGGAAUUUACCAAUCGAGUCCAACUAGACAGUUUAACUUGUCUUAUAAUUGACUUCUGCAUGAGUGAUACAUUGUGUUAUCAGUUGCUUUGUA